This is a messenger RNA of Thermothielavioides terrestris NRRL 8126, 2274 nucleotides long. RefSeq lists its product as uncharacterized. Gene Ontology annotation, molecular function: K63-linked deubiquitinase activity; metal-dependent deubiquitinase activity; protein binding. The record is from RefSeq and is a predicted model, not a curated record. Gene Ontology annotation, cellular component: endosome; membrane. The coding region runs from base 276 to 1961 and encodes 561 amino acids. Gene Ontology annotation, biological process: protein K63-linked deubiquitination. NCBI's taxonomy places the organism in Eukaryota, Fungi, Ascomycota, Sordariomycetes, Sordariales, Chaetomiaceae. The transcript has 3 exons.
UAGCGGGGUCAGAUGCCACCUGCCGUUGUUACGCGGCCAGCAACAAGGCAACUUUCUGCACAUGCUUCGUUCGUCAAUUCUCCAAGGUGUGCCUGUGCACACGGAUGAUUUGGUGCUCCAGGCAGCCACUCUACCUACCGUCUCUGCUCUGAAGUUCGCGAUGACCGCGACCACUCUCCGGUGCACUGUGCGGUAGCCUUUCAUCCGAUCACAGCUCCUUCCCGCGCGAUCACUUCCUCACCUGCUCGUUCUGCCGCUCGCCUUCAGAUUACAAGAUGAACAGCACCGACUUGAGCCUGGGCAGCAGGCCCAUGAGCGCAAAAGAGCUGACAGAGAAGGCGAAGGCAUUUGACUGGAACCCGCGCAUAGGCUUCAAGUACUGGGCUCGCGCCGCCGAAACCAUUCAUCAUGAGGGUCAAGUCUACUUGCGCGAAGCAAACAUUCCCCAGGCGUACCUCGUUCUCUAUCGCUACUCCGUCCUUGUUCUGGAUUACCUUCCCAAACAUCCCGAAGCUAAGGAACCCGAGGCAAAGAAAGCCGUCCGCCCACUACGGAAGCGCCUCCCCCGGGUAAUCGGGAUUCUGGAGGCGCUGCGACCGGACAUUGAUGAGAUGCACCAGAGAUGGGUUGAGAUCUCUAAGGUUGGUGCCUCGGACGCACCACAUCACAUACCGACCUCGCCCUACGCACGACAUGCUGCGAACGACCCGGCUCUGGCCUGGAACUACGCCUCGCCGGCGAACAUACUCGACGCGAGCGACUAUCAAGAUCUCGCCGUCGAUCUGGCCAGAAAGGAAAUGCGCAGGCGGAGGCGCGAAGCCGCUUCGCCAGAAGAGGACAUAGCACGAAAGCGCCCCACGUAUCUGGGAGACAAGGACGCCGCAAACGGGAGGCACGCGACGCAAUACAUGGACGAUGAUGAGCUUCGGAGACAAAUGGAGGAAACACGGCGUCAAUUAGAUCGAGCACACGAUUAUAGAAGCCGAGAACCCGAUGACGUUGGAGAUGUUGUUCAGCCUUCCACCUACUACUACCCAUCGAUCAGCAGAUCCUCGCCACUGCACUACGAGCGUCCACCUUCGCGCGACUACGAGCGUCCAAUUUCGCGCGGACGCGUAGAAGGCCCGAGACCACUGCCGCCCCGACCGCCCAAAGAACCUCGAGCCGAUCGGUCCCCUGUCAGGCCGACACCGCGACCGCGACCGGAGAGGGAGGAGGAGUAUCUUGAGCGAUCCGCCUCCCCGCUGCCGCCGCCACCUCGGCCGGAGAAGGAGCCGUUGCCUUCCGAGUUGCUCCAAGAUCUUGGACCAGGACCUGAUGGCGCACCUGUCCCCCCUCCGAAAGCCCCAACUGAGGUCCCCAGGCCAAAGAGAAUCACCUUCCGGCCCGCCGCCUAUCUCGAGAACGGUGACCCCAUCCGACCCGUCUUCUUACCAAGCGCAUUGCGGCAGCGGUUCUUGCGGAUCGCGGAGGACAACACCCGCCAAGGGCUCGAGAUGUGCGGCAUGCUCUGCGGCACCACGGUCAACAACGCGCUCUUCAUCUCGCACCUGGUCAUCCCCGAGCAGAGAUCCACGUCUGACACAUGCGAGACGGAGAACGAGUCGGCCAUGCUCGAUUUCUGCAUCGAAAACGACCUGAUCGUCAUCGGCUGGAUCCACACCCACCCGACCCAGACCUGUUUCAUGAGCUCUCGCGACCUGCACACCCAGGCCGGCUACCAGGUGAUGAUGCCCGAGAGCAUCGCCAUCGUGUGCGCGCCGCGCCACGAGCCCUCAUGGGGCAUCUUCCGUCUGACCAACCCGCCCGGCCUCCCGCACAUCCUCUCCUGCCAGCGGACCGAGACCUUCCACAGCCACUCGGUCGACAACCUCUACGUCGAGGCAGGGCACCCGCAGGGCCACGUUUAUGAGUCGAAGACCCUCGAGUUCGAAGUGUGCGACCUGCGGCCGGGGCAUUAGCGUCGCUUCGACGAGGACGAUGCUGCGGUAGCAGACCCCGCCCCGCUUCCGCCGCCUGCACGGUUUUUGCUGAGCGGCUGGUGGGCGGGAGCGGCUGAUUUUUUUUUGGACCGCUGGAAUUUGCACUUGCGAAUCGAUGCUUAUAUUCCGCGUGGAGUCAUGAGGCCCUUGGUUGUGGUGUUCUUUGCGAUGUGGUUGCUGUUUCGGGGCUGAUGGUGUGACUCCUUGCGGUGGAACCUCGCGAACAAAGCUGCAUGGCGAUGGCGUCUGGGUCAUACUUGGGAGAUUAGGGCUGGGGGUCCUGCUUGCAUUU